GGGUCCGGCGCGCGCGCACUGCCGGUCCCGGUCCCUCCUCCUCCUCCUCGUUCUCCUCCCGAGCGGCGGCGGCGGCGGGGCCGCGCGGAGCCUCCACAGCGCUCGGCAGGGCCGCCCAGCCCGGAUCCCGCACGGAUAUGGCUCGUGGACAGCAGAAGAUUCAGUCGCAGCAGAAAAAUGCCAAAAAGCAAGCUGAGCAAAAAAAGAAACAAGGACAUGAUCAGAAGGCUGCAGCCAAGGCUGCCUUGAUAUAUACCUGCACUGUCUGUAGGACUCAAAUGCCGGAUCCCAAGACCUUCAAACAGCACUUUGAAAGCAAGCAUCCUAAGACUCCACUUCCUCCAGAAUUGGCUGAUGUUCAGGCAUAAAGUUGUCUACAGGUCAUUACCAUAAUUUUUAAUUGAUUGUCUGAGAAAGGUAUAUUAAAAUUGGUUUUUUUUACCACCAACAACUGUGACUUAAAACUUGCUUCAGUUCUUUUAAUAUGAAAACUACUGUAAGUUAUAGUUAUACCCCUGAACUGUUAAAAAUAGAAGAAAGAAGCAAGCUAGUUCUUACAUGGGUGAAAUGGCUGUGGCAUUUCACUGUGCCCGGAGGUUGUUUUAAGAGGGAUUAAUGUUAUUUCAAAUGGUCAUUCUUAGUGUUGUAGGAAUACUUCAUUAUUUAGUUCUUGCUUUGAAAUGUUAGUUUUGCUUUGAACAAAAUACAUCAGUACAAUCUGUCUGUUACUAUAAAACAUGUAAUGUAAACAGUUGUUUAGUAUAUUUCCAACAAUGGAGCCUUUUUGUUCCUGAAGUGAAUGCAGAAAAAUCUGACUUUCUGUGUUGGCUGUAGAGGAGAUUUCCCAGUAGGCAGUUGUUAGGCUGUAACUGAAAGUGGUUAUAAUAAAAGGCUGAAAUAAGGUAAAAA
Onychostruthus taczanowskii (white-rumped snowfinch) is the source of this 909-nucleotide messenger RNA. RefSeq names its product zinc finger protein 706 (gene ZNF706). The coding region runs from base 138 to 368 and encodes 76 amino acids. The transcript is spliced from 3 exons. The record is from RefSeq and is a predicted model, not a curated record. NCBI's taxonomy places the organism in Eukaryota, Metazoa, Chordata, Aves, Passeriformes, Passeridae.